Messenger RNA from Micromonas pusilla CCMP1545, 1185 nucleotides. RefSeq lists its product as uncharacterized. The coding region runs from base 1 to 1185 and encodes 394 amino acids. The record is from RefSeq and is a predicted model, not a curated record. Gene Ontology annotation, cellular component: nuclear speck; U2-type prespliceosome; commitment complex. NCBI's taxonomy places the organism in Eukaryota, Viridiplantae, Chlorophyta, Mamiellophyceae, Mamiellales, Mamiellaceae. Gene Ontology annotation, molecular function: poly-pyrimidine tract binding; pre-mRNA 3'-splice site binding. The transcript has 2 exons.
AUGAGCGGAUCACCAGAAGUUAGCAGCAGAGUGCUGCUGCUCCCCAGAAGCGAAGUGCGACUCCAACGAGCGAUUCUUCUCGGCUUCCUGGAGGGCAUGGGGGAUGAGAGAAGGCACCGGCGCGAAACGAGCCGAGAUACAUCGCCUCGGCAUCGAUCGCGCUCGGGGGAUGAUGAGAGAGGGCACCGACGCGAGACGAGCCGAGACACGUCGCCUCGGCAUUCGAGAGACGGGAACGGAUCGAGGUCGCAGAGACGGGACGGAUCACCGUACAGGGGUCGCAGGUUUCCGAGUUCUCCGCGUCACCGCGGGAGGCAUCGGUCGAGGUCCCGCUCGAGGGAUCGGAAGAGUGGCUCAGAAUCGGAUGAUCUUGGUGGCUACGUUCCGCGGAUUCGUCGUCCGAGCAAACACGGAAUAACGCAACCGAGCAGCGCACCAGGUGCCUCUGAUGCCGCCCUAAACCUGGUGGACCCCGCCGAACGUCAGCGACAGGCGCAGCAGUGGAUUCUUCAACAACAAGCCGGAAGCCUCGCCAGGGUGCAAGAAGCGAGCACCGUCGCCCUCGGGGGUCCCAGAAAAAAUAGGGAGAUCUUCGUGGGCAACAUUGAUGCCGUCGUCACAAAGCAGGCUUUAACUGCAUUAUUCGAUGACGCGCUCGCGGUCGCUUUUCCAAACGCGACUAGUGGUGACGCGAAACCAGUCGUGAAUAUCCAGCUCGGCGAUCAGGCAACAUAUGGGUUUGUCGAGCUUUUGUCCGAAGAAUUGGCGACCGCCGCCAUAGCGGGGCUUAACGGCUUGGUUUUCUGCGGUCGACCGUUAACAAUCGCCCGCCCAACCGGUUGGGUCGAUCCCGCCGCGGCUGCGACGAUCACGGCUCGUGCGGCGGCGGAAAGAGGAGAAGAGCAUUCAACAAUAGUCUGUCUGUCAAAUAUAGUAACGGAGUCAGACUUAGCCGAUGAGGAGGCAUACGCUGAACUCCUCGCCGACGUGAGGACGGAAUGCGCAAAGUGCGGGGAGGUCAAAGAUAUUCGCAUACCUCGCGGUGGUCCUGUUGGUUCCGUAUUCGUGAAGAUGGGAGACGAGAGUGGCGCGAACAAGGUUCAAACUGAAAUGGCCGGCCGUCGGUUCGAUGGACGUGCGGUUGUUGUUUCGCGUGUUUCCAGUUCUGCGUUUGAUAGUAUCUAG